This is a messenger RNA of Protobothrops mucrosquamatus (brown spotted pit viper), 2967 nucleotides long. It is a transcript of the gene DDR1, whose product is annotated as discoidin domain receptor tyrosine kinase 1. Gene Ontology annotation, molecular function: collagen binding; protein tyrosine kinase collagen receptor activity; ATP binding. Gene Ontology annotation, biological process: protein phosphorylation; cell surface receptor protein tyrosine kinase signaling pathway; multicellular organism development. The coding region runs from base 1 to 2739 and encodes 912 amino acids. The transcript is spliced from 18 exons. Lineage: Eukaryota; Metazoa; Chordata; Lepidosauria; Squamata; Viperidae. Gene Ontology annotation, cellular component: membrane; signaling receptor complex. The record is from RefSeq and is a predicted model, not a curated record.
AUGGGACCCAGGACGCUUUGCCUUUUGCUGUUGAUCUCUGUAGGGGCCUCGGAGUUGGAAGAGCACUUUGAUCCAGCUAAGUGUCGGUAUGCGCUUGGCAUGCAGGAUCGGACCAUCCCAGAUGAAGCUCUCUCGGCCUCAAGUUCAUGGUCUGAUUCAACAGCUGCAAAACACAGCAGGCUGGCCCUGAGUGAGGGCGAUGGAGCUUGGUGUCCUGAAAGACCCGUCUAUCCCAAUGACGCAGAGUACCUGGAAGUAGACCUGCGCCGGCUGCAUUUCCUGACCUUGGUGGGGACACAGGGCCGCCACGCAAGUGGUCACGGCAAGGAAUUUGCUCGCUCCUAUCGGCUCCAUUACAAGCGGGAUGGGCACCAAUGGAUGCCUUGGCGUGACCGGUGGGGAAAUGAGGUGAUUUCAGGCAAUGAAAACACAGAUGACGUGGUGUUAAAGGAUCUGGGCCCUCCCAUCAUUGCCCGCUAUAUCCGCUUCUACCCCCGUUCAGACCGGGUCAUGAGUGUCUGCUUGCGAGUGGAACUCUACGGCUGUGUUUGGAAAGAUGGCCUUCAAUCCUAUACGGCCCCUUUAGGUGAGGUGAUGCCUUUGGUCCCGGACCCGGUCUACCUGAACGACUCCACUUACGACGGGUCCAGUGUCAGCAAGUUACACUUUGGGGGUCUUGGCCAGUUGACGGAUGGAGUGGUGGGACUGGAUGACUUCACCCAAACCAAAGAGUUGCGUGUGUGGCCCGGAUAUGACUACGUAGGCUGGAGUAGGCGGUCUUUUCCUGAUGGCUUCGUCAAGAUGGAAUUUGAAUUUGACCAACUCAGAUCCUUCACAUAUAUGAAGGUUCACUGCAGCAACAUGUACACACAUGGCGUGAGAGUCUUCCAUCAGGUGGACUGCCUCUUCAAGCACAGCCUUGCCACUGCUUGGGAGGCUGACCCUCUCUCCCAACAGUAUUCGGUGAACGUCGGGGACCCCAGUGCCCGCUACUUCACUGUGCCCCUGGGUGGCCGAAUCGGCUUGUUUGUCCAGUGCCAUUUUUACUUUGACAGCGAGUGGAUGCUCUUCAGCGAAGUUGCCUUUCUCUCAAAUGUUGUGGAUGACCCCUCUCUUCCUGUUUCAAGUCACUACCCUCCAGUGGUGGCCCCACCUCACCCUUCAGGCCCUUCUUUUUCUAUAUUUCUUCCCUUGUCAGAUCUUGAGGGCGAAGCGAAAUCUGGCCAGCCAAUCGCAAAGGACGACAGCAGCAACACCUCCAUCUUGAUUGGAUGCCUGGUGGUCAUCAUCCUUCUUCUCCUGGUUGUCAUCUUUCUCAUUCUCUGGCGUCAAUAUUGGCAAAAGAUUUUAGGAAAGGCUCAACGGCGCAUCUCUGACGAUGACCUCACCGUCCACCUCUCUGCACCGAACGAUACUAUUGUCAUCAACAAUCGUCCUCUCCCCCACCACCACCACCACCAUCACCCCACCUCCCCCACCCCCUCCCUCCCUCCCUCCCUCCCCCUUCUCCCGACAGCUCUGCUGCUCAGCAACCCGGCUUACCAUCUCCUCCUGGCCACCUAUGCCCAGCCAAUGGGAAGGCCUGCUUUCCCGCCACCCAGCCAGGUUAAGCCAAUCAACACCAAUGCCUGCGGGAUCGACUACACGGAGCCAGAACUGGCUGCCAACCAGCCAAGUUUCCAGAACAGCGUGCCACAUUACGCCGAAGCCGACAUCAUCAACCUGCAGGGAGUGACUGGGGGGAACACAUACGCUGUCCCUGCUGUCGCGGUGGAUGCCCUUGCUGGCAAGGACAUGGCAGUGGGCGAAUUUCCCCGGGAACGGCUGAUCUUCAAGGAGAAGCUAGGCGAAGGGCAGUUUGGAGAGGUCCACCUGUGUGAGGUGGAGAACCCUCAAGAUCUGCCAAGCUUGGAAUUCCCUUUCAACGUGCGCAAGGGGCGCCCUCUGCUGGUUGCUGUGAAGAUUCUACGCUCGGAUGCCACCAAGAAUGCCAGUUUCUCCUUAAGUUCUAGGAAUGAUUUCCUGAAGGAGGUGAAGAUCAUGUCUCGCCUGAAGGACCCUAACAUUGUGAGAUUGCUGGGUGUGUGUGUGCGGGACGAUCCGUUGUGUAUGAUCACAGAGUACAUGGAAAAUGGGGACCUCAACCAGUUCCUGAGUGGCCAUGAGCUGGAAGACAAGCUGGGUGGCAGCCCCAGUGGGAGACCAACCAUCAGCUAUCCCACUCUGGUCCAUCUAGGGGCUCAGAUAGCCUCAGGGAUGGCGUUCCUUGCCUCCCUCAAUUUUGUGCACCGGGACUUGGCAACCCGAAACUGCCUGGUGGGCGAAGGCUUCACCAUCAAGAUCGCCGACUUCGGCAUGAGCCGGAAUCUCUAUGCUGGAGAUUACUAUCGCAUCCAAGGCCGAGCCGUGCUCCCGAUCCGCUGGAUGGCUUGGGAAUGCAUUCUCAUGGGUAAAUUCACCAUGGCCAGCGACGUUUGGGCCUUUGGCGUUACGCUCUGGGAGAUCCUCAUGCUGUGCCAAGAACAGCCAUACAGCCAGCUCACGGAUGAAGCCGUAAUCGAGAACGCCGGCGAGUUUUUUCGGCAUCAGGGCAAACAGGUCUAUCUCUGCCGUCCGCCUGCCUGCCCCUUGGCUGUCUACGAGAUGAUGCUGAGAUGCUGGGCACGAGAGGCCAAGGAUCGUCCAUUGUUCCAACACCUGCACUGCUUCCUGGCUGAAGAUGCCCUCAAUAUGGUGUGAACCAGACCAGCACUGGCCAAUCGGAGGCUGUGUUAAGAAGUUGGACAGCACCAUAGAGACUGCUGGAGACCGGAUGUGGCUCAGAGGCCCUCAUGCUUGGUAGCAUUUCUGUGGGACAUUUGGUUGUUCACUCUGGCCCAGCCUUUGCUCAUCCAAAUCUCACCAUUCACCCUCCAAUAUGUAGUUCUCUUUCUACCCUCGUUUUCUUUUUUGCCUGGUCAUCUCUAA